AUGUCAUCCAUCAUCAUCAGAACCGCAGACCAAACAAAACGAAGAUUGUGUGAAGUCCUCAACGAAAUCAAGCGUCUGAACUUGGAUUCGGUCGACCAAAUGACAACAACCGACGAAACAAUCCGUCUUCAUCAGGAACGGAGAAGGAUCACCCAAGAAAAAAUCAUGCAUAUCCAAAUAUACAUAGAGGCGUUGGAAUCGGUCAAUACAGAGUGGAAACAAUUCAUCCAGCAGAUUUCAGUCUCAACCAAAAGAAAAGAAGAAGAAGAUCGAUACCUUCAGAUAAACGAUGAUGAAUCAGGUCGUGAGUUCGUACCUCACCUCGGGCACCAUAAAUUUGUUGUGAAUGGAUUGGAUUGGGUUGGUUUACUUGCACAAUUGAGUCGAGUGCUCAAUCUUGGGUAA
Brugia malayi is the source of this 405-nucleotide messenger RNA. RefSeq lists its product as uncharacterized. The record is from RefSeq and is a predicted model, not a curated record. Lineage: Eukaryota; Metazoa; Nematoda; Chromadorea; Rhabditida; Onchocercidae. The coding region runs from base 1 to 405 and encodes 134 amino acids. The transcript has 2 exons.